Auanema sp. JU1783 is the source of this 672-nucleotide messenger RNA. NCBI's taxonomy places the organism in Eukaryota, Metazoa, Nematoda, Chromadorea, Rhabditida, Rhabditidae. The record is from the annotation of a GenBank genome assembly.
AUGUCUGUGCGUACAACACUCCAUGUGUUUAGACUAAUCUUUGCCAUCAUUUGGUGUUACUCUUUAUAUUUUGAUGUGAAGUAUCAACCGCGAUUAGGACAUGAAUACUACAUCUAUAAACUUGUCAUGUUGACUAAUAUAAACUUCGUUCUUCUGACAGUUUUCUCGGUCAUAGCGGCACUGGGAUAUUUUUUUAAUACUCUUCAUACUGUUCGAAGUUUUAUGUUCUAUACAUCUGCAUUUCCACUAGGAACGAUUACCUGCUCUCUGUUUUGGGGACUCUAUUACAUCGAUCCAGAGCUUGUUAUGCCUUCUUGGGUAGCGAGAUUGAUUCCAAGCUGGCUGAACCAUGUUACACACACUCUGCCGAUAAGUCAAUUAAUAUUUGAAAUGUUGAGUGGUACUAAUAAACCAUCAAGUCGAAGAACUAAUAUUAUAUCUUCUGCGUUUUUAGUAGCCGUUUACUUCAUUAUAAUAUUAGUUACAAGAGCGGUUGAUGGAUACUGGAUCUAUCCUUUAUUGGAACUAUUUGCAGUUCAUCAUUUUCUUCUCGGAUACAUUCUUGCAGUACUAGGAUACUACUCACUCAUCCUUCUGGCUCAAAAAGUCAGCAAAAUAUCUUUCGUACAGCAGAGAAAACUGAAUAGAGGUGGUAGAAAAAAGCAGUGUUGA